CUGUUGAAACAGUGAAUGAAUUUUGUUGUGAAAUUCCGUCUUUGUUGUAUUGACAGGGACACUGCACAGACUGUGAAGGAGCGCUUUGGGAAGAAACUCUACGAAUCACUUUUAGUAGGACAGCUGCCUGAUGUGUCUAAGAUGUUAGAUAAAGAGGACUUCACCAUGAUGAAACGUGCCAUCUUCGCCACCCAGCGCCAGUGCCUGCCCCCCAUCUGUACUCACAACAUGCUGGAGGACAGCAGUGACCCCAUCCUCAACUGCAUCCGCCGUAUCGGCCUCUUUAACAGUGCUCAGGACAGAGUCAAGGUAAUCUUCCAUCCAGAGUUUCUCUCCUCAACUUCUCCUCUCCUGCCAAUGGACUAUGAGGAGUUUGUGAGAGGCUGCCAUCUUGGAGUAUUUCCAUCUUACUAUGAGCCCUGGGGAUACACACCAGCUGAGUGUACAGUGAUGGGCAUCCCAUCGGUCUCCACUAACUUGUCAGGAUUUGGCUGUUUCAUGGAGGAGCACAUUGCCGACCCAUCAGCUUACGGUAUCUAUAUUCUGGAUCGACGGUAUCGUGGGGUGGAUGAGUCCUGUAAUCAGCUGACGUCUUUCCUGUUUCAGUUCUGUCAGCAGAGCCGCAGGCAGAGGAUCAUUCAGAGGAACCGGACAGAGCGCCUCAGUGACUUGCUAGAUUGGAGAUAUUUGGGCAGGUAUUAUGUUUCUGCCCGCCAUAUGGCUUUAGCGAAAGCUUUCCCGGACACUUACAUCUAUGAGCCUCAAGAACCCACUUCCGCCACAGGCUUCCGUUACCCGCGGCCCGCCUCAGUUCCCCCGUCUCCCGCCCACUCUCUUCACUCGUCUCCUCAUCACAGUGAGGCUGAAGAUGAAGAGGAACCGUAUGAUGAAGAUCUGGAGGUGGAGAAAGACCGGGUCAACAUCCGCCAACCGUUCAACUUGCCGAACCGGAACAAGAAUCAGACAGUUGGUCUUCCUGAGAAAAACUAAAACACACCCCUACAUGCAUACAUACACGCACUGCUUAUACUGUGAGGCACUUACAUACACUGUGACACACACACACACACACUUUACACACAUAAUAACACUCCCCUAAAAAUGAACGUAAUGCCUGCAAACAGAAUGUCUGCAUGUUGGUUUUCUGAAGAGAAAUAAAGAAGAUAUUUAAGUAUGUGGUGAGCCAAAGUGUGAUUUUAAGACUUUCUGUUGAAAGAUUUCUCUGGUGUCUUUCAUAAAAAAACAACAGAGAGCAAAGGAUUAAAUAGCAGCUGGAGUUAUUCAUAUUACAAUUCAUACGGAGUCAUAUAAAAUUGACAUCCAGCUGUGUGCCAAUGAUGCCAAUCUAAAGCUGACAUUCAAAUGGCCACUGUUAAAACUUAAACGACAAUACAAAUAAAAGUGAGACGAUAAAAAUAAAUGUUACAAACAUUUGUUUUAAAGAGAUCUUUAUUAGAAACUCUUUACAGCAGGGGUAGGCAAGUUCGGUCCUAGAGAGCCGCAGUCCUGCAGAGUUCAGCUCCAACCCUAAU
Molecule: messenger RNA, 1532 nt
Organism: Sinocyclocheilus grahami
Lineage: Eukaryota; Metazoa; Chordata; Actinopteri; Cypriniformes; Cyprinidae
Product: glycogen [starch] synthase, muscle-like
Exons: 7
Coding region: 16-990 (324 amino acids)
Biological process (GO): glycogen biosynthetic process
Cellular component (GO): cytoplasm
Molecular function (GO): alpha-1,4-glucan glucosyltransferase (UDP-glucose donor) activity
Source: RefSeq, a predicted model, not a curated record